AACGCUGAGCUACUAGAUUCUGCAGGGCAGCAGAGCCGUCAUCUGAGGAGCUGCAGCCGCUCUUCGCUUACUUGUUCGCCUCCCUCGUCAUCGCGAUUUCUAUAUUCCAAUCCACGGUAUCUCGUUUCUUCCCCACCCCCCUCCUCGCUAAGUCUGUUCCCACGAAUUCCGUCGCGAUGCAGCUAACGGUGACGACGGCGGACGAUCGGAUCGUGAUGAUCCAAGUCGACAACGACGAGCUCGUGGAGAACGUGAAGGCUAUUCUCGAAGUCGAGACGGCCAUCCCUCUGGCAGAGCAAGCGCUGCUGUUCAACGGGCAGCUGCUGCAGAACCACCAGCGCCUAAACGCGCUCGGCGUGGCGGACAACGACCUGCUCUUCCUCACACGGCAGCAGCCGUCACAGCAGCGCGCGUCAUCACAACGGGCCGCAUCACAGGCCGCUGGAGCAGCAGCAGCGGCAGCGCCACCGGCCGCCAUGGCGCAGCAGGAGGACGGGGCUGCUGUGGACCCGCAGGCGUUCCGCCAGCACGUGCUCAGCGACCCCGACCUCAUGGCGCGCCUGCUCAUGAGCACGCCGGAGCUGGGCGAGGCGAUACGGGACAACAAGGUGGAGGAGAUGCAGCGGGUGCUGCGGUGGAUGAGGAAGAUGCAGAACGAGAUGAGACGGAAGGAGCAGGAGGAGCAGGAGUUGCUAUCGGCGGAUCCCUUUGACCCCGAGGUGCAGAGGAGGAUAGAAGAGCGGAUUCAACAGAAGAACAUCGAUGAGAACUACGCAGCGGCGUAUGAGCAUGCCCCCGAGCAGUUCAUCGCAGUGUCGUGCUGUGGCACUGCUACACCUCUCUCUCUUCCUCAAGCCUCACAUGCACCUGCUUCCCGCUCGUCGUCUCUCCCCUUUCCCCUCUGUGAUCUGCUGUCCUUCCCGUCCAACCCCCUUCCUCCUCCUCCUCUCUCCGCACGGCAUGGUGGCAGCACAUGCUGUAUGUGGAGAUGGAGGUCAACAACUCCCCCAUCAAGGCCUUUGUGGACAGUGGCGCCCAGCAGACCAUCAUGUCAAUGCGAUGCGCCGAACGAUGCGGCGCCUGCGUUCAUCCCCAGGCUGACACGGCUGCUGGACCGGCGGUACGAGGGCAUAGCGCGGGGCGUGGGCACAUCCAAGAUAGUGGGGCGCAUCCACGCGGUUCAGCUCAAGAUCGGGAGCAACUUUUACAUGUGCAGCAUCACGGUGCUGGAGGCAGACAACGUCGACUUCCUUUUCGGCCUCGACAUGCUCCGACGCCACCAGUGUUGCAUUGAUCUCAAGGACAACGUUCUGCGUGUUGGUGGUGGGGAAAUAGCAGUCCCCUUCCUGUCAGAGAAGGACAUCCCUGCCUUCCUCACCGCCAUGGAUCACGACUCCCAGCCCGACGCCACCACCCCUGCCCAGCCCUCCCAACCGUCCACCUCCGCUGCUACGACCUCUGCAGCGCAACCAGCAGCACCGCCAGCAGCAGCAGGCACAGCAGCGGGCGGUGCGAGUAGUGGGGGAGGGGCGCCAGCAAGCCAGGGCGCUGCCCCUGGCUCGGCAGCAGCAGGUGCUGCAGCAGCGUCUGGUGGUGAGCCAUCCCCAUCGCCAUCCGCAUCGCCCGCCCCCUCGGCGCACGAGGUGAAGGUGCAGCGGCUGAUGGAGCUGGGGUUCCCCCGCCACCAGGUGGAGCAGGCGCUGGCACUCACAGGGGGCAACGAGGAGCAUGCGGCUGGGAUACUCUUUGCGGGGUGAUGGUGUUGGUAGCAUUAUGAUAAGGCUGAGGGGGGAUGCCUGCUGCUGCAAAAUGGGACUGUGUAUGCACCAUACGCCUAGUUGUGCUGAUUUACGACUGACCUUUACCGGUAUAAUCUCCCAGUUGCCAUGUCACCCUGAUCACUUUCACAUCUUGCUUUGCCCGUAGGCCAAAAUUUGGCUGCUGAUGAGCCUGCCUUA
Molecule: messenger RNA, 1958 nt
Organism: Closterium sp. NIES-67
Lineage: Eukaryota; Viridiplantae; Streptophyta; Zygnematophyceae; Desmidiales; Closteriaceae
Source: the annotation of a GenBank genome assembly